AUGGUUGUGCAGAUGGCUGGUUUUGGCAGUGGAAUGGGUGACGGCCUGAGCUGCAAUGUCUCCAAAUCCCCAAAUGAAAGCGGAGCUAAUAACCUGUGUCUUCACCGGAUGCGUGGCCAAACAAUUCUGGUGCAGCCGUUCAGGAAUAUUAAUGUCCCAAGAAAUGAAAACUAUGGGGGUGGAACAGUGCUAAGGAGCCAUAUUAGAAAGACGCCAAUAAGGGCACCCGAGAGAUGCGCAAUGUGGUUCACAUUCUGCAGAGCAAAACCUCCUUUGAAGCUUCCAUUUAAGCUUGCUGAUGCUUGGGCUGCUUCCAUCACCUGUUAUAUAUAA
Striga asiatica is the source of this 333-nucleotide messenger RNA. Lineage: Eukaryota; Viridiplantae; Streptophyta; Magnoliopsida; Lamiales; Orobanchaceae. The record is from the annotation of a GenBank genome assembly.